UGAGAAAGCAAGCCGUUCCCCUCCCGUGUAGCACAUUGCCUGGGCGUUCCUAUUAUGGAAGUUAAGUGAGAAACUCUGCAGCUUGAACUGAUUUGGGGAGAGAAAGGGAGAGAAAAGGGUAGGGGGAGGGCGAGAGGAAAGCAAGAUAGCCGAACCAAGCCAAUGGUUUUCCUGCAAAGUGCCGGGAAGUUUGUGGAGCACUUUCUAGGAAUCAGGUCCUUUCUCAGAGUCUCUCCUUGUCUUCCGAAGAAAGAGCUUGCUUUUGGAUUGCCAUGGAUCCUAAAGAGUCUUAGACACACUUGAAUAAUUCCUCUGCUCGGGCUGGAUUGGUGGGAAUUUAGGAAGGAGCGUGUGUGCAAAGCAGAAGCCUCCGGAGCUCACUCGCUGCUCUAAUCUGUAUGGAUCUAAAAGUGUCACAUUCAAGACCUUUGCAUCUGCAGCUUUUGAUUUCAAGAUUUCCCUUUCCACUUUAAGUAGCUGCUAGGAAACUGAAAACUUUCGGACCUACCUCUUACUGGCUUUGGAUACUUUUUUUUUCUUUUUACUUUUUUUCUUUUUUUUUCUUUUUUUUUUUUUUUGAUCUCUGUGGAAUUAGUCUCGCAAGCGAUCGGAAUUGCUUUUACUAUGUCAAAAUGGGUCUGCUGACGCCACUCCUGCUCUUCGGAUUUGCAUUUUUUCAAGUCUAUGGAUCCCGUCUCCGCCAGGAGGACUUUCCGCCGCGGAUCGUCGAGCACCCUUCAGAUGUGAUAGUGUCCAAAGGAGAGCCGACAACUCUGAACUGCAAAGCCGAGGGACGGCCGACUCCCACCAUCGAGUGGUACAAGGAUGGGGAGCGGGUGGAGACGGACAAGGACGACCCUCGCUCCCACCGCAUGCUGCUGCCCAGCGGAUCUUUAUUUUUCUUGCGCAUCGUGCACGGCCGCAGGAGUAAACCCGACGAAGGAAGUUACGUCUGCGUAGCAAGGAACUACCUUGGAGAAGCUGUGAGUCGCAACGCGUCUCUGGAAGUGGCAUUGCUACGGGAUGACUUCCGCCAGAACCCUACAGAUGUUGUGGUGGCAGCUGGAGAGCCUGCCAUCCUGGAGUGCCAGCCACCUCGAGGACACCCUGAGCCCACCAUCUACUGGAAGAAGGAUAAAGUCCGCAUCGAUGACAGGGAGGAGCGGAUCAGUAUCCGUGGGGGGAAGCUGAUGAUCUCCAACACCAGGAAGAGCGACGCGGGCAUGUACACCUGCGUGGGGACCAACAUGGUGGGGGAGCGCGACAGCGACCCCGCAGAGCUGACUGUCUUUGAGCGUCCCACGUUUCUCAGGCGACCGAUAAACCAAGUGGUGCUGGAGGAGGAGGCCGUGGAUUUCCGGUGCCAGGUGCAGGGGGAUCCCACACCCACAGUCCGGUGGAAGAAAGAUGAUGCAGAUUUACCGAGAGGAAGGUAUGACAUCAAAGAUGACUACACUCUGCGCAUCAAGAAAGCCAUGAGCACGGAUGAGGGAACCUACACUUGCAUUGCUGAGAACAGAGUUGGAAAAGUGGAAGCCUCUGCUACCCUCACUGUGCGAGCUCGCCCCGUUGCUCCUCCACAGUUUGUGGUGAGACCACGAGAUCAGAUUGUAGCCCAAGGUCGUACAGUGACUUUUCCUUGUGAAACUAAAGGAAAUCCCCAGCCAGCUGUUUUCUGGCAAAAAGAGGGAAGUCAGAACCUACUCUUCCCAAACCAGCCUCUCCAGCCCAACAGCAGAUACUCAGUGUCACCGACCGGAGACCUCACCAUUACCAACAUCCAGCGCUCGGAUGCGGGAUACUACAUUUGUCAAGCACUGACGGUCGCUGGAAGCAUUUUAGCAAAGGCUCAGCUGGAGGUUACUGAUGUCUUGACAGAUAGGCCUCCACCCAUCAUCCUCCAGGGACCCAUCAACCAGACACUGGCAGUGGAUGGCACAGCUCUGCUGAAGUGCAAGGCCACCGGCGACCCCCUCCCUGUCAUCAGCUGGUUGAAAGAAGGAUUCACCUUCCUGGGCCGAGACCCUCGGACGUCCAUACAGGACCAGGGGACGCUUCAGAUCAAAGCGCUGCGGCUGUCUGAUACUGGGACUUACACUUGCGUGGCUACAAGUUCCAGUGGGGAGACCUCUUGGAGUGCUGUGCUGGAGGUGACAGAAUCCGGUGGAGCAACAGUCAGUAAAAAUUAUGAUAUAAAUGACCUCCCUGGGCCACCAUCCAAACCUCAGGUCACUGAUGUUACUAAGAACAGUGUCACCCUGUCCUGGCAGCCAGGGACCCCUGGAAGCCUACCAGCCAGUGCAUAUAUCAUUGAGGCUUUUAGUCAGUCUGUGAGCAAUAGUUGGCAGACGGUGGCAAACCACGUGAAGAGCACCCUCUACACUGUGAGGGGCCUGCGCCCCAACACGAUCUACCUGUUCAUGGUGAGAGCCAUCAAUUCACAGGGCCUGAGCGACCCCAGUCCCAUGUCAGAUCCUGUCAGAACACAAGAUAUCAGCCCACCAGCACAAGGUGUGGAUCACAGGCAAGUCCAGAAAGAACUGGGAGACGUCAUUGUACGGCUGCACAAUCCUGUUGUGCUGACACCCACGACAGUUCAAGUCACCUGGACGGUUGACCGCCAGUCCCAGUUUAUUCAGGGCUACAGGGUGAUGUAUCGCCAAACGUCUGGCCUGCCUUCUCCAGCUGUGUGGCAGAAUUUGGAGGUCAAAGUCCCCACUGAGCGCAGUGCUGUCCUCGUCAGCUUGAAGAAGGGGGUCACUUAUGAAAUUAAGGUUCGCCCUUAUUUCAAUGAAUUCCAAGGAAUGGACAGUGAAUCAAAAUCUGCUCGUACCACAGAGGAAGCUCCAAGUGCCCCUCCUCAGUCUGUUACUGUCCUGACAGUUGGAAACCACAACAGCACGAGCAUCAGCAUCUCCUGGGAUCCCCCCCCUCCAGAUCACCAAAAUGGAGUCAUCCAGGAGUAUAAGAUCUGGUGCCUAGGUAAUGAGACUCGAUUUCAUAUCAACAAAACAGUAGAUGCAGCCAUUCGGUCUGUAGUAAUAGGUGGCCUAUAUCCAGGUAUUCAGUACCGCGUGGAAGUUGCCGCAAGCACCAGUGCAGGUGUGGGAGUAAAAAGUGAGCCACAGCCCAUAAUAAUUGGAGGCCGUAAUGAAGUUGUCAUCACUGAAAAUAACAACAGCAUAACCGAGCAAAUCACUGAUGUUGUCAAACAGCCUGCCUUUAUAGCUGGCAUCGGUGGGGCAUGUUGGGUGAUUCUGAUGGGUUUCAGCAUCUGGCUGUACUGGCGAAGAAAGAAGAGGAAGGGGCUCAGCAAUUAUGCUGUCACUUUCCAAAGAGGAGAUGGAGGACUAAUGAGCAAUGGAAGUCGACCAGGUCUCUUGAAUGCAAGUGACCCCAGUUAUCCUUGGCUUGCAGACUCCUGGCCUGCCACAAGUCUGCCAGUAAACAACAGCACUAGUGGACCCAAUGAUCUUGGCAAUUUUGGUCGUGGAGAUGUGCUGCCACCAGUGCCAGGGCAAGGAGAUAAAACUGCUACUAUGCUUUCUGAUGGAGCCAUUUACAGCAGCAUCGACUUCACCACGAAAACCAGUUACAACAGUUCCAGCCAAAUAACGCAAGCUACACCAUAUGCCACCACCCAGAUACUGCAUUCCAACAGCAUCCAUGAGUUGGCUGUCGAUUUACCUGAUCCUCAGUGGAAAAGCUCAAUUCAGCAAAAAAAUGACCUGAUGGGAUUUGGUUACUCUCUCCCAGAGCAAGGCAAAGGCAACAAUGCCUUGCUUUACAUCCCUGACUACCGGGUGGCUGAGGGACUGGCUAAUAGAUUGCCACACAACCAGUCACAGGAUUUCAGCACCACCAGCUCCCACAACAGCUCCGAAAGGAGUGGCAGCCUCUCAGGUGGCAAAGGAGGGAAAAAGAAGAAAAACAAAAAUACUGCCAAGCCCCAGAAAAGUAAUGGUUCAAACUGGGCCAGUGUUCCCCUCCCGCCCCCUCCUGUGCAGCCACUUCCAGGCACAGAGCUGGAACACUAUGGGGUGGAUCAGCAAGAAGCAGGAUACGACAGUGACGGUUGGUGUCCACCUUUGCCAGUUCAGACCUACCUACAUCAGGGCAUGGAGGAUGAGCUUGAAGAAGAUGAUGAUCGUGUUCCCACACCUCCUGUCCGAGGAGUAGCUUCAUCACCUGCCAUCUCCUUUGGGCAGCAGUCGACUGCAACCCUCACGCCUUCCCCACGAGAGGAGAUGCAGCCAAUGCUUCAAGCUCACCUUGAUGAAUUAACAAGGGCUUACCAGUUUGAUAUAGCAAAGCAGACAUGGCACAUCCAAAGCAAUACACAACCUCCUCAGGCUCCCGUUCCACCCCUAGGAUAUGUAUCUGGAAACCUUAUUUCAGAUUUGGAAACAGAUGUUCCAGAUGAGGAUGAUGAUGAAGAUGAUAUUGAAGAAGAAACUGUAGAAAUCAGUAGGCCACUAAGAGGUCUAGAGCAUACUCCAGGCUCCAGUAUGGACAAUCUAGACAGCUCUGUGACAGGUUCAAUGGUAAAUGGAUGGGGUUCUGCGUCUGAUGAGGACCGUAACUUUUCUAGUCAUAGAUCUAGUGUAGGUAGCUCCUCAGAUGACUCGAUCUUUACCAGCGGCAGUUUUGCACAAGCACUGGUUGCAGCAGCAGAUAAAGCUGGUUUUAGGCUGGAUGGAACCAGCCUGACAAGAACAGGCAAAGCAUAUUCUUCCUCUCAGAGACCUCGGCCGAGCAGUCCUUUUUCUACUGACAGCAACACCAGUGCAGCUGUCAAUCAGGGUCAGAGGCCGAGGCCCACUAAAAAACACAAGGGAGGACGGUUGGACCAGCCCCCUUUGCCUCAUCGUAGGGAGGGAAUCACAGACGAUCUUCCACCACCACCCGACCCGCCCCCUGGUCAGGGUUUAAGGCAGCCCAUAGUCCCCGGCCAGCGCGGAGGCUCGGCAGAGAGGAAAGGAAGCUCUCUUGAGAGGCAGCAUGCACCGAACGUAGAUGAGACAAAGAGCUCCCUGGACCGGCAAGCUAGGACAUCUCUAGAGUGGCAGCGGCAAACCCAGGAGUGGAUAAGCUCUACAGACCGCCAAGAGGAUUUCAGGAAAGCCCAACACAAACAAGCCUUCGGAUCAGAAGAGGCACUCGUACCAUAUAGUAAACCCAACUUCCCAUCCCCUGGUGGCCACAGCUCUUCAGGAACAUCUUCUUCUAAAGGAUCGACUGGACCUAGAAAAGGUGAAGUCUUGCGAGGAGGUCACCAACGCAAUGCCAGUGACCUUCUCGAUAUAGGCUAUGUGGGAUCAAACAGUCAAGGACAGUUUACUGGUGAAUUAUAGUAGUUGAGAAGACACAUUGCAAGCUGCUCUGAUGGACCAUCAGGUCUGAACUCAUGGAAGUGAUGACACUAAACAGUGCAAUGAACAUUUUCUUUAUUUAUGUACUAUUAAAAGAACUGUAAAUGCAAUGUAAAGACACACAGCCACACAUAUCCCACAGAUUCUUUACUUGUGUUCUUCUCUUUAAUACACCAUCCACCUUAAACUAUUCCUUGUCAGGAGUAUAUAAAAAAGAAAGAAAAAAAAUCACCCUCCAGGAUGAAAAGGAUUUCCUUCUGUAUAUAAUUUCUUUUGUUGCAUUGCUAUGCAAGCUCACCUUCUUUUUAGCUAUGUUCAUAUUCAUGUCUGUUUUUACUGGUCUGUUGUACUAUAUGUGAAUUAAUAGGCUGUGGUGCCAUAUAUUAACUUUUAAUUGUGUAACUUUUAUGUUUAAAGUUUGCACUGCAAUUUUAUUUGGUGAUAAGCACAAAACUCUACUCCUCAUGACAUGAAGAAAAAAAAGAGACUGAAUGUGUGGAGAAGGUUUACGUCCUGUAAGCUACUUUGGAUAACGCUGGAUGUAAAGGAGUAUGUUAGGUGGUUUUCCAUUGGGGUGUAGAAAUGAGAAAGUGACAGGCAAAACUGAUGUCAGUGAAGACAUUAGAGACAGAUUUAAAUCUUUUAAAAGCAAGCAACAUGGUUGCUCUUCCUAUUUAAGAAGGGGUCAGAAGUUGGAAGUGUGAGGUUAAAGGGCAAAUAUGAAAAUUAAAGGUAGCAUGAGAUGGCCUAGACCCUUUCACUAGAAUGAUGCCCUUAGUAUCUGUUUUUAGCCAUCCCAUGCCACUAAGUAAAGGGGAAGAAAAACAAACCUUGCUACAAACAAAAGAACUUAAGGUGUUUCACUAAAGCUGUUUUUGUAUUGCAGUUUUAAAAGAAUUAUUACCGUUAAUUUCUCCAGCCCAAAAUGUAAGACAGAGAUUUUCCUGGAGAAAAAAACCAAUAUAAAUGCAAGGAAUACCCACCAAGAAGUUAAGAAUGCAAUUUAUUGUUAAGACAUAUUCAGGCUGCUUCCAAAAAAUUGAAAUGUCAGAGUAUCUUAUUUCAUCUUUCCAAUACAUGUACAGUAGAAUAGAAGAUAGAGCUGCACCACUGAAAUUCAUGACAUUAAUUGUUUUGAUGCAGUCUACACAACCCUUUCUGUUCUGUUACUUGAAGUCUGCAAGAGUUGAAGUUGGAUCCACUAAAUUUGUAGUAAAGUGCUUAGUGUUUGGAAGGAAAGCAACAGUCAAACCAUUUUCGACUUGCAUUAAAUAUAUUUCUGGCAAUACACUACAUCCAAAAGCUGGAUAUAAGCAAAGAAAAUCUUUGACCUGUGUUUUAGUGAGUGACUUAAAACCCUACUAUGAUGAGGAAAUAACACGUUUAUACACUUUUUGAAUAAACCAGACUCUGUAAGUGGACAUUAAUGACAGCAUCCUGUCUCUUCAUUAAUUUUCAUGACUUUGUCCAAAUCUUCUGUACUUCUCAAAUCUCAAUGAGUAAAUUGUCAAGCUUUUCUUAGAAUAUUAUAUGUGGAUAGCCCACCCGUUACUUUGAUGCUUAAUUUAAAUAUUAAAUUUUACAGCUUAUUUCUGUUAGUUAUCUGACCAUGAACAUAAGUUUCCAUAGAAUACCUUUUUCAUAUAACCAGUCUAUGUUGUUUUAUAUAUUGCCUUGGAGCUCACCAGUAUUAAGAACACUUUUAGUAAUGGCAGAAUUUUAGAAAAGUAAAUUACAAUGCUAAAUAUGUGUUGCUUUUCAUUUCAUUAACUUGUUCCAUGAUAAGAUAAAACACUACAGCCAUCAACUAUAACUCAGCACUACAGAGUAUUUUAAAAAAGCUAGUUAACUUCCUUAAGUCAAGAUGUGUUAUUUAGCAGGUUACAAACAAAAAAAACUUGAGAAAAAAAUGUAUUAAUUUAUUUAUAUAUGUGACCAAUGAGUAUAUGUCAUUUUCCUGCGUGUUAAAGCACUACAGUUAAAAACAUUGCUUAAAAAUGUUCAAGUAAGAUAAAGAAUGCAUCAUAAUUACAUAUAUUUGGUUUUAUUUUGAUAUUAUCAUAUAAAGAGAUGACUAUUCAGAGUACAAUUCAAAUUUAAUUCUCUGGAAAAUGUUUAACUCAGUCACAGAUUGAUUUUUUUCCUUUUAAUUCAAAAGCUUGUGCUGAGCUUUGGUGGAACACCUUACUAACUAUAUGCUAUUCAAAAUUCAGUAUCAUUAGAGGUUGAUAAAGCCAUCCCAAUUACUUUCAAAUAUGUGUUUUAUCUCUUCCACUGGAAAGUAAAUGUGUGUCAGUAUUAAAGCUGUGCAGUACCAUGAUAUUCACUAACUUGUCCAUCUGCUUCUGUACAUUUUUGUUCAUUAAUAAUUUGCUUACAAUAUUACAUAAGGUGUUGUUGUGUAUGGCAAAGUGUCUCCAUUAUCUUACAGGUGAUGUCUCUUCUUUUUUUUUCUCUCUCUCUCUUUUCUAUACAGUGUACUUCCAAUGAACCACAGUACAUAUUUUUUAAAAUGCCAUUUAAUUUACUAUUUUAAAAGAAGUAUUCUUCUUUUUUUAAAAAAAAUGAAAACAUUUAUUGUGAAUAAUGUGUUUAAAGAAAAGGGAUGUUGUGGCAGCACUUAGAAUUGGUUUUUAAUUUUUUUUUUUAAA
Molecule: messenger RNA, 8023 nt
Organism: Neopelma chrysocephalum (saffron-crested tyrant-manakin)
Lineage: Eukaryota; Metazoa; Chordata; Aves; Passeriformes; Pipridae
Gene: ROBO2
Product: roundabout guidance receptor 2
Exons: 30
Coding region: 633-5354 (1573 amino acids)
Molecular function (GO): protein binding
Source: RefSeq, a predicted model, not a curated record